AUGAAAGCUAUUCCUUAUGCAUCAAUAGUUGGGAGUCUUAUGUAUGUCCAAAUAUGUACAAGACCAGGCAUCAAUUUUGCUGUUGGAAUGCUGGGUCGAUAUCAAAGUAAUCCUGGAAUGGAUCACUGGAAGGCUGCAAAGAAAGUAUUACGAUACUUACAAGGAACGAAAGAUCAUAUGCUCACUUAUAGAAGAUCUGAUCAUCUAGAUGUGGUUGGAUAUUCAGAUUCAAAUUAUGUUGGUUGUGUGGAUACAAGAAAAUCCACAUUUGGAUAUUUAUUUCUGUUAGGUGGAGGAGCAAUAUCAAGAAAGACUGCGAAGCAAUUGUUAUAG
Molecule: messenger RNA, 333 nt
Organism: Capsicum annuum
Lineage: Eukaryota; Viridiplantae; Streptophyta; Magnoliopsida; Solanales; Solanaceae
Product: secreted RxLR effector protein 161-like
Exons: 1
Coding region: 1-333 (110 amino acids)
Source: RefSeq, a predicted model, not a curated record